GAGAACUUGAUAUAGCUAGCUGAAGUGGAAUAGGAAGUAUAAGAAGAAUAGGAAGUAUCGCAAGAAGCGAGAUCAGCGUGUUUUGAGAGAAAAAGUUGGCGGAAGCAGAUGAUGAAGUGGAUUCUGAAUCUAAUGGCGGUAGAAUCAGGGAGAAUUGGAAUAUUGUCCAAAAUAAUGGAAACGGAGAAAAGUAGUAUACAAUGAUGAGAAUGUCACCUUGUAUCUUGUAGGAUUGUACGGUUUAUUAAUGAGGAGCAGCUGAUCGAAUGACCAAUCUUGGGGAAUCCAUUGGAGAUAUCCAAACUGGUGGAGAGAGUGAAGGCUGUGAGGAUCAGGAGAGACGGGCUUGUUUAGAUUGUAUGUGCUUCUGCGGAUCAGAAGAAACGUGUGUUGCGUCUCACACGAUUUGAUACGUUUGAAGUGUCGUGUGUGUGUCUCAUGAAUAUUCUAUAGCUGGUGUCUCGUGGGAAGUGGAUGUUGAAGAGAUGAAAAAUAUUCCUGGAGUGAUUGAUGCACGUCAGCUGAAUCAUGUGGUGAAUUAAGAAAAUUAGGAGAGUAUCUGUUAUUUUUUUAUAUAGAGUCUCUCCCUAUUCAAGUGCAGUUAGGGUAUAUUAACUACAGAAUCAGGUUAUGUAUCCAAAGAAGUGUGAUCAUUCUAAAGCUUUUGGUCAUGUUUCAAGUGUUUGCAUACGGGAGAACCCGAGAUGUCCAAGUUGUGGAAAAUAUAAUAUCGUGUUAUAAAAGUGAUGAAAAUGUGACAUGUUGCAAUUGCGGUGGGAACCAUGAAGCCACAUCUUUCGAAUGCCCCACAAAGGUGAAAGAGACUGAGGUGGCCAAAGUCAGGGCUGUCCAGAGCAUUUCAUAUGCAGCAGCUGUUAAUGGGUUGAGGGUUUGAAUGGUUCACCUGAAGAGUCCAUGGUGGUGGAUAGUCUUUCAUCGCAGGCUGCAGGGGCUACAUUUCACGAUGAGGAUCCUGACAUUUUCAAGGUUAAGAAGGUGUCCUUUAUAGCUAUGGUGAUUAAUUGCCCUGCCAAGGUGGAGAGACGGUCCAGGAAGAUAGAAAUCAUUGUUGGUGCGCAGAGCGGUUCCUUGGGCUGAAAGAUUUCUCUGCGAAGGAGUUAUAGGCCGUACCACCCUCCCAGGCCCUAGAGCCUGAGAAGGGAGAUAUGGAUAUUUUUUGUUGUUUGUUUUGGGUGGAUUAAGUUAGUUAUGAAUUUGUUUUGUUUUUUACCCUGUUUUGGUUUCAACCCGUCCAGUUGGUGGCGGCAAAAUACAUGUUUUGGUUGUAGUCUGUCAUAAAACCCACAGAAGAAGAAGACGACGAAGAAGUUUACGCCAUUACGUGAGAAAUGAAUUAAGCGUCAUCCUUUCGGCUGCAACUUUGAUCCUAAAGCGGUGCGCGGCAUUUUUGUUUUUCCCCCUCUAGCUUCAACUAUACAUACUGUUUAAGUCUAUAACAAUGGCGCGAAGCAUACCUUUCUGCACAGUUCCCACUUGUCUGCUUCUUAUCACCGGACUGUGUUAUCGAGUAGUUGCCGACGGGCUGGUGAACGAGGAGGUGAAACGAACAGUGGACCUGAGCACGCACAUUGCUAAGAUAACAGCAGAGAUUCUUCUGUUAAACCAGGGAGACUCGGCGGUACAUAGCUUUAUAUUGGCAGUAGAGCCCGAAUUGGCCCCCAACCUUGCGUACGUCGGGGCAUCGGUGAAGGGUGAUGAAGAGGAGGAUGGGAUACUUGAGCUCAAGCAGACAAUGAUCCAAGGCCAAAGUGGGGAGUUCUACAAGGUGCAGUUACCCUCCAGUCUGGCCGUUGGCGCAAAGCUGCGAGUGAAGGUGGAGACAGUCCUGAGCCACAUUCUGAGGCCCUUUCCCACCCACAUCACCCAGGCUGAGCGUCAGCUGGUGGUGUUCCAGGGCAACCACUACCUGUACUCUCCAUACCCCACCCGCAGCCAGACCACCCAUGUCCGCCUUGCCUCUAAGACGGUGGAGAGCUACACCAAGCUGGGCAACCCCAGCAAGAGUGAUGAGGCCAUUGAGUACGGCCCCUUCCGUGAUGUCGCCCCAUUCAGUGAGGAUGCCCUGAAGGUCCAUUAUGAGAACAACACCCCCUUCCUCACUAUUAGCAGCAUCACCCGCAUCAUUGAAGUUUCUCAUUGGGGAAACAUUGCUGUGGAAGAGACAAUUGACAUGAGGCACACAGGGGCAUUCCUGAAAGGGCCUUUCUCCCGUUAUGACUACCAGCGCCAGUCUGACAGUGGCAUCUCAUCAGUCAAAUCCUUUAAGACCAUCCUUCCUGCCUCAGCCCAGGAUGUGUACUACCGGGAUGAGAUCGGCAACAUCUCCACCUCCCACCUCCAGAUUCUGGAAGACUCUGUGGAGGUGGAGGUUAGGCCCCGAUUCCCCCUGUUUGGUGGCUGGAAAACCCACUACAUUAUCGGCUACAAUCUGCCCAGCUACGAGUACCUCUACACCCUGGGGGAUCAGUACGCUCUGAAGAUGAGGCUGGUUGACCAUGUAUAUGAUGACCAGGUCAUCGACUCCCUCACUGUUAAACUCAUACUGCCAGAAGGCGCCAGGAACAUCCAUGUGGAAACCCCCUACCCCAUUGACCGUAUUCCAGACCAGCUGCACUACACUUACCUAGACACCUUUGGCCGCCUGCUGGUGGCGUCUAAAAACAACCUGGUGGAGCAGCACAUCCAGGACGUAGUGGUGCAUUAUACCUUCAAUAAGGUCCUGAUGCUGCAGGAGCCCCUUUUGGUGGUGGGGGCAUUCUACAUCCUCUUCUUCACUGUCAUCAUCUAUGUGCGCCUGGACUUCUCCAUCACUAAGGACCCUGCUGCAGAGGUUCGUAUGAAGGUGUCCUCAAUCACAGAGCAGGUCCUGACCCUGGUCAACAAGCGUUUAGGGCUCUACCGCCACAUGGACGAGGUGGUGAAUCGCUAUAAGCAAUCUCGAGACACAGGGGCCCUGAACAGCGGCCGCAAGAUCCUGGAGGCCGACCACCGCACCCUCACCAACGACAUCAGCUCCCUGCAGGCCCGCCUCAAAGCAGAGGGCUCCGACCUUGCAGAUAAGGUGGGUGAGGUGCAGAAGCUGGACGGCCAGGUGAAGGAGCUGGUGUGUCGCUCUUGGCAGGAGGCUGAGCGCCUGGUGGCAGGCAAGGUUAAGAAGGAGGCCUACAUCGACAACGAGAAGACCCUCUCUAGCAAGAGACUGGAGCUGGUGACCCGCAUCGACAGUCUGCUGGACACCCUGUAAACACCACUAUACACAUGUCAGUGUACAAAAAACACACAUGUGCUGCCCCAACUACACAUCUGUUGAUCCAGCCCUGCAGUUAUUAUAAAAUAAGAAAUAUUUACCUUUGCUCAUUGUCCAUCCCACUCACAAAGUACACACACUAAAGGAACCUGUAGGUGGAUGCAAACACUCAUGCCUUUGUGCCUCGCAAGAAACACAACAGCAUUAUGCUUAACACCACAGGGAAGGCUUGCGUCACGUCACACCUUACAUGGCAGUCUAAGUUAAAUUGCGUGGAAGAGCUCUGUUGUUCCUAAAUGCAGAAUUGAACUGUUUAAAUUUGGAAUGUUUUUUGUGUUUUUUUUUACCUUUUUUUGAAUGGUGAUGAAUAUAUAUUUUUGCGUUACUCUUUAAGGGUUUUCAUGUCACAUCUGUCCUGUGUCUAUACUCCCUUGAGUCCCUCCAACCUGUGCUCUCUUACGGGUGGAGUAGUCAUCAGUGCCCCUGAAAUAAGGGAUCCCUUGUGAGUCAGUCUCUAAAUGUCUUCAUCAUAUUCUUUGCACUUACAAACUAUUGUUACUUCCCCCUGGCUGUUAUAUUUGAACAAAGUUGAAGCUCUGAAAUGGUGUGGACCCCAAUCCAAAGGGUUACCAUCUUCAUGUUAAGUUUCUCAUUGUCCCUCUAAUAUUUUAUAACAUUUUGUAUAAUUUCUCUUUGUAACGGUAUAUUUUGUUUGAUAUGAGAUUAGGCCAUGUGUGUGGGGAAUAGCAUGGGGCAGUCAAAGACGUUGCGUGAUAAUGUAUGUGAACCUGUAUCGCCAGUAAAUGAACCAAGUUUGAAACAUUGACAACUUUUAAAAUAGAAAUGAUUCCUCCACUUUUAAUACUCUUUAGGGAAGUGACCUAGUUCCACCACCUGAGGGAACUCUUGCUCAAUAUAUUUUUCCCAUCUGUGGUGGGUAAGUGAGGCUUUUGACUUGGGAACGGGAUAGUGCCUACAAAGUUGACACUGUUUUAUUUUAAUAUGGAAGCAACCCCAAAUAAAACAACUGGUGCGCAAUUCAUAUAAUGUGA
Molecule: messenger RNA, 4320 nt
Organism: Oncorhynchus nerka (sockeye salmon)
Lineage: Eukaryota; Metazoa; Chordata; Actinopteri; Salmoniformes; Salmonidae
Product: dolichyl-diphosphooligosaccharide--protein glycosyltransferase subunit 1-like
Cellular component (GO): membrane; oligosaccharyltransferase complex
Source: RefSeq, a predicted model, not a curated record